GCUCGGGACAAAUGAUAGACAGCAAGGAAAAGUUUGUGGACCGUAUCCAAUGGUAUCACAGAUGUAUCGUGUCAUCCUCUGCGGCCUUCGGCACAUCUGACCAGCAGGAAGGCGUUUUUUGUUUUUGCCCUGCUGAUGACUGACUAUUUGUAGCGUCGUGAAGCUAGCGGGCAAGCGCGCUGAUGCGAUUCUAUCGAGCGUAAAACAGUGAACAGGACUGCGCUAGCCAGGCCUUGCGCUCGCUGGCAGCUAGCUAGGUGAGCCGAGGGAAAUAAGUCAUUACCAGUGACGCUUCAUUUGCUGCUGGGUGGAUGUCACACGUGGAACGGUUUCUAAACGAAAACCGGCAUCGCCCCAGCGCUUGCAUGCCCUGUGAUUUGGCCGCCGUCUAUUCUAUGAAACGAUCAACGACAGCACGGGUAAUAUCGCCAAGGACACCUUGACGGGACGCUCACUCACUGCGCCACUCGGUACCUGCUUGCGACUGCGAGCAGUUGGCGAAAAGCGCACUGUGCGCUGAGUGAAACCGAAGGAGGUGUGCGCUUGGCCUGCCCGAUGAUGGUGCGCGCGUGUUGACAGAUAGGCAUGGCAGAAUGAACUCUAUCUUGUGUGCACGGUGAGCUGGAGCUAGCAGGCAGCUGGCUGGAGGAGGAAUUGUUUCGCCAUAUCGGUGCGAGCGAGCGAGUAGACCAGUGUUGUUUCUCUUGCCAUUGGCUGCUUGCUCUCAACGGCGUGCGUCAACAUGGCUUUCUCGCUGGACGUGAACGUGGAGGAGAAGGCCAGGCUGACUGGCCACCGAUGGCAGCUCAGCGAUCUGGAGUUCAACGUGGAUGGUACAAUGCUGGCAUCAGCCAGCUGGGACAAGGAGGUUCGCGUGUGGGAUCUGUUCACACUGGACACUGUGUGUACGCUGAAGGACCAGCAUGCAGUACCAAUCACGACCCUCAGCUGGUUUCCUCCAGAUGGGUCGCUGAUAGCUACUGGCAGUGCUGACUGCACGGCGUGUCUGUGGAGCGUGGAGUCCGCAGAGAUGCUGGUCUGCCUCAAGGAGCACUUCGGCUGGGUGAUGGACUCGAGUUUCUCCGCAAACGGCUCCGCGCUGGCCACAGCGUCGUGGGACAAGACCAUACGCGUGUGGGACCCGGCCACGGGCAGUCUGCUGACGACGCUGAAUGGACACACGAAGGGCGUGUACUCGUGUCACUUCCAUCCGGCGGCCACGAGUAACGUGGUGUGCUCGGCCAGUGAGGACGAGACAGUGCGGAUAUGGGACACACGAAUGCAAGGGAACAAGCCGAUGCGUACGCUGAUUGGAGGUCACGACGACGCUGUAUGCUGCUGCAGAUGGUCUCCGGAUGGCAAGACGAUUGCUAGUGGUGGUGCCGAUCACAGGGUAACUGUUUGGGAUUCUCGGGAAGGCAAGGUGAUAUCGCAGCUGCGCGAGCACUCUGACGCCAUAAAGGCACUGGCGUUUCAUCCUAGCACAGGUCCCUGGGAAGGAAAGACAAUGCUAGCCAGUGCAGGAGAUACCGCUUGUUGUUUCUGGGAUCCGGCUGAGAUGGCGGAGCGAGACCUACUAUUCCGACACGCCGUUCACGGCACGAAGGACGUGGAAGCACUGGCGUUCACUCCGGACGGUACUGUCAUGGCGACGGGAGGCAGAGACAAUGAGGUUGUCCUGAGCUUCCUAUCUCUACCGGGUGACACGAGUGGCGAUGGUCAGCUGGCAUGGGUGAAGCGCCAGACCGAGGAGAGGGCACGUCUGCAGGCAAUCGAGGAUGAGGAGCGGCGCACCGAAGAGCUGGAACGACAGCGCGAGCACUCACUGCCGUACGCCGAGGGCGCCGAGGAUUCUGGCGAAGAGUCGUCGGACGAAGACGAGGAGGAUGACGAAGAGGAUGAAUACGAAAGCGGGGACGAGCGUCGUAAUCGCAGAUGGGGCGGCGGCGCUGGUGAACUACCCGAGGAGGCGCAACGCCGACAGUUAAGGAAACCGCCAGUCAGUCGCAGGUCCAGUGCCAUGGUGCUUAGCAACCUAAGACGGCACAGUAUCUAUGGGGACAGCGGUGGAAUGACCUCGCCCAGGGUGCUGCGCUCCACACUGUCCGUUGGCUUGGGAACGGACAAGGAUUCGGCCUACGCAAUGCGGCAAAACCGCCUGCUCCGGCGUGCCGUUGAGAUCCGCUCGAGUGUCAAGUACCUUGGAGACGCGGUGACUGAGCAUGGCAAUGAGAACUGCAGUGAGGACGAGGACACACUAGACGCACACGACCAAGCCGUAUCAGGCGAUGAAAAUGAGUUUGCCGACGAUGCCGCACGAAGCGCCCUCUACUCCAGAACGGGAUCAACAGUACGCUUUGAGGCAGUUGCGAUUCUGGCCGACGAAACGGACGGUGAUUCGUAUGAAAAGACAAAGACCAUGACCCUGGGAAAGUUACCAGACGAGACGCCACGCUUGGCUAUUUCUAUGCCGGCAUCGCGAUCCAACAGCAUACACAACUUCUUCUCUGAACCCGACCCUCUGCCGGACCGACCACAGUCAGGCGUGCUCAAUGAGGCUGAAGUCUUACAGGAGUUGGAUCUUGCUUUGGCAGAUGAGGAAGAUGAUGAGGACGAAGACGACAUUGACCAAGUGUAUGGAGAGCCCGUACUGCAGUAUGUAGCCGAGCCUAUACGCCCACCGGUGGAGUAUCUGGAGCGCCAGAAAUUGGUCUUCGCGUCCGAAAGCUACGCUACCGCACCGCAGCCACCAUCUGCUGCUGCUGAUCUGGGCGUUCCUAACGACGGCAAGCCACCACCCACACACCGCCGGCCGACGUACACACUAACAAAAGUAAACCCAUCACCGCGGACCACCAAGAAACCGCCUCCAAUCAAAGUGCCCGGAGUGUCCAGUGAUAGUGAAGACUAUGAGCCGAUGUCGGACGAUGAGAAGGAAGGUUAUGAGGAUAUUGAGGAUGAGAUGGGGCAACCUAGACGACCCGGUGCUCCCUCCAGCAAGAACAUGACUACGCACGAUUCCGGGAUAGCCAGCAACAGAGCAAGCGUGAAUUCGCACAGCUCCCGUUCGUCGGAAGCAAGCAACCGACAGUUGAGUGCAUCAGCUGACUCCUCCAUGCUCAAAGGUGUGCUGGCUAUUGGAGCAGCCGUAUCCGGUGCAUCGGGUGUGGACGUCAGCAAAGGAUCUCCGGGUCCGUCACGAAAGCCGUCAGUGAAGUCACAAGGAGGUGGAAUAAGUCCUGGAUUGGCUCAUCGACGCCUGCCGCAACCUCCUCCGCCAGGAGCAUCAUCAUCCGUAUCACCUCCCAGUGGUAGUGUAUCACCCCAUGCGUUAACAACACCUCCACUAUCGUCUGCCACGUCAUCAGCUCCUUCAUCGCCGACACCUCCGCAUCCAGCCAAUGUGAAAAGCAGACCGGCAAGUGGGGAAUAUGGCUCCCCGCUCGUCAGCAAGAAACCUCUAGUGGCAGCUCGCCCCACCAUAUCGUCCCGUGCCCCCGCCAAGAUCCCCGGAAAGCCAGACAGCGGCAGUAGUAGCACCAGCAGCAGGGAAGGCGGUGGUCCAGCGAGCAAGGCGCCACCGUUCCUCGACAAACUAGUCGAGGAGGAGAAGUACAAAUCACACUCAGCGCCAAACUCGCCGGCAACGUCACUCGCGCGUAACGUCAAGCCGGCGGUGAUGUCCAAAUCGCGCACUCCGCCACCUGCCGCCCGAAGACCGGAUCAUACACUGCCGUUCAUCGACUCGCAGCCCAAGCAACUAGACGGGGAACAGACAGACUACAUGGAUUUUACCCUGCCUCGUGGUGUCACAGGUCCUGGUGGUGGUGGUGGCGGCGGCGCUGCGGCUUUACUUGAGGAAGAAGACGGUGAUCAGGAUGAGUACAUGAUGUUUGAUGAUGCCAACCAGACAUCCGUUAUCUAACCACCCCCGGGGUUCCAGCCGAACUCAGUACGAGGACGCUGCGCAGUGGUGAGUGGUGAUUUCCUGUGAGCAGCUGCUUAUUCUCUACCAUGAUGUGUGUCAUGGACAACCAUAAGGACAAAGUGGUGUGUAGAGCCUACAAGCCAUAUCCAUGACACAUCACCUGUCGGAUAACUAACUGCACACUGUCAUUUCAGGCAGAGAUUUCACCAGCAAUGUACUAUGGUUAUCUGACCACCCAUACACAACACACCCAUGUUGUCCACUUUAAUCCGUGUAUGCAUGUAGUACUAUUGUACAUAUACGCACAAAGCCACCUCUAGCUCUGUGCAGACGAGUGCGGUUUGUGUAUCAGGCUAUGCCAUUCUGCGGCCCUUGUGUGCGCACACGGUUUGCCAUGCUUGAUUUGAUUUGUGCUGCAGUUAUGGGUUUUUUUUACGCACACAACACAAUCCACCCAUAAUAAGAUUCAUCGUUUGUUGCAUGUGUUCUCUGUACGGUGUCUUUUUUUAACUUUAUCAGUGCACCGGGAAAAUAUUCGCGCAGUUGUACUUCAUGAACGAUUCUGCCAGCAGCAGAUGUGUAACUUUCGUUUGACUGCAGAAAAUUCACGUUCACUGGCUAGAACUGUUCCUUGAGAAGCUAAGGUUUAUGGACAACUUCAUAAACAGUUGCGCACAUUUCGAUUUUAUCAUUUCUCCGAUAUUAAAUUUAACCAAAAUAUUUUACUUAUUUUCUUCCUAUUUUCCAUCCCAAUUUUAGCUUGGACUUAUUAUAAGCUAUAGAAAACAGAUUAUCUUUAUGCUAGAGACCUAAUGCUUUAUUUUAUUUCUAUUUUAUAGAGAAAUAUUGUGCUCACGGAUAACCAGAGUUGAGGGAUAUCUUCUUCCUUGGAAUUAUAUCCUGGACUUUGAUGGCUGCUGAAAUCGCAGUUUUCAUUUACUACAAGUGCAUGAGAUAGUAUGCCGUUGUCUUCAUCUCACACGCCGAUAGCUGUGGUUCUAUGUCUUUUCCAGUUUUCUACUUGUACUUAAUCCUUUUUCCAGCUUUUGGCACAAUGAGGUUACCGGUACGCGGUUACGUCAGGA
This is a messenger RNA of Sycon ciliatum, 5013 nucleotides long. RefSeq lists its product as uncharacterized. Gene Ontology annotation, cellular component: nucleolus. Gene Ontology annotation, molecular function: protein binding. Gene Ontology annotation, biological process: ribosomal large subunit assembly. NCBI's taxonomy places the organism in Eukaryota, Metazoa, Porifera, Calcarea, Leucosolenida, Sycettidae. The coding region runs from base 743 to 3925 and encodes 1060 amino acids. The transcript is spliced from 15 exons. The record is from RefSeq and is a predicted model, not a curated record.